AUGGAGGCUUCCAAUAGUAGAGUCCUUGCACUGAAUAUUCUAAAUGAACCAGGCAUCCUCGCAAGUGGUAUUCAUGUUCCAAAACUAAAAUCAUGUCCGAAAUGUUGCAAAGAAAUUUUAUCUGACCCGCCCCAAUCAAUUACCAUUCUAAGCUAUAAUCAUGUAUUUCAUAGAGCUUGUAUCGAGAAGGACUUUCUAUAUUCAGCACCAGGAGUAUCAAGGUGCCCUAUCCCCAGUUGCCAUAGAGACAUUGAAAAUAAAAGUGCGGAUACUAUAGAGGACUUAGAAUCUAAUGAAUGGACCUCUGAUAUGCCUGACAUCGCAGAGUUUCUCGACAACUCAACAUGUGAAAAUGAUAGCGAGCCAGUAUCGGAGACACAUAAUAGCGAGCUAGUGACAAAGACACAUAAUUUGCAUGUCACUACAUGGAUCAAAGAAAAACUUGACGCAAAAAAUAACGAUGAUCACGAAUUUAUGAAAACUUUGGGCUUACUCGAAGAACCUUUAGAGGUGGAGCAAGUUCAGUCAACAAUUCAAUCUAGUACGGACAAUGGGAAUAUUAAAGCCACUAAACAAGUGAUCUCUGCAAAGUUAGCUCUGAAUGAAGAACAAGAACAUAAUUCUUUGAAUAUGGAAUCUCAAGCAGUAUCACCGAUAGAGACACUACAUCACUCAAACACAAUAGUGUUUUCGGACCUGCCACAUUUUCGAAGACCUGCCAUUAGAUGGAAAUGA
Diversispora eburnea is the source of this 735-nucleotide messenger RNA. Lineage: Eukaryota; Fungi; Glomeromycota; Glomeromycetes; Diversisporales; Diversisporaceae. The record is from the annotation of a GenBank genome assembly.